Molecule: messenger RNA, 2113 nt
Organism: Paecilomyces variotii
Lineage: Eukaryota; Fungi; Ascomycota; Eurotiomycetes; Eurotiales; Thermoascaceae
Product: putative glutamyl-tRNA amidotransferase subunit A
Exons: 1
Coding region: 48-1847 (599 amino acids)
Molecular function (GO): catalytic activity
Source: RefSeq, a predicted model, not a curated record
CCCCCAAACUCUUGAGGCAGGCACGAGCCCCGAGAACUCGGCAUUCCAUGGUGAUUGGGGAUUUAGGUCCGAUGGGAAGGCUUCUCACAAGAGGAGAAUACGGCCACGAUAUUGUAGACGAACUUCAACCAGUGGCCGGGGAAUAUGUCGUCGAUAAGCCAGGAAAAGGCGGCUUCUUUUCGACCACCUUGCACCAGCAUCUAGUUGACCGAGGCAUUACUCACCUCAUCGUUGCCGGCGUGACUGUGGAGUGCUGUGUGACCACCACAGUUAGGGAGGCCAAUGAUCGAGGAUUCGAGGCUUGCAUCCUCAGCGAUUGCACGGAUGGGUUCGUGCCGACCUUCAGGUCGGCGUCCUUAGAUAUGAUUCACUUCUCGGAAGGUCUCUUUGGAUUUGUGAGCUCCUCAAAGCCACUGCUCCUGGCGUUAUCGCCGCUCUCAGCUAGGAAUAGAAGCCAAGUCCCCGAAUGGACGGGUUCGAUGGAUAUGGAGGUGCUGAAGAAGGCCUAUGCUGCUGGUCUUUCGCCAGUAACCGUUGUGCAAGAAGCUCUUAGGAGAAUCGAAUCAGACAACCCGGAACACCCAUCUAUAUGGAUCAGCUUAGCGCCACGUGAAGAGCUGUUGCAGCGAGCUCAGCAACUAGAGGAAGAGAGAAACCUCCAUUUGCCUCUAUUUGGUAUACCGUUUGCAGUCAAGGACAACAUCGAUGUUGCCGGAAUAUCUACGACUGCAGCGUGUCCAUCAUUUGAAUACGUCCCGGAUAUGUCCGCUGACGUUGUGAAGAGACUGGAGUCCGCUGGCGCACUUCUUAUUGGGAAGACAAAUAUGGAUCAGUUUGCAACAGGGCUUGUGGGCACGAGAUCUCCAUAUGGAGUCUGCCAUUGUGUUUUCGAUCAUACUCGUAUCUCCGGAGGAUCAAGUUCUGGCUCCGCCGUGGCUGUCUCUCUAGGACAAGUCUCCUUUGCGCUGGGAACCGACACAGCAGGAUCUGGUCGAAUUCCCGCGGCCUUCAACAAUGUUGUGGGACUCAAGCCAACUAAGGGCACUGUUUCGACGAGAGGGCUUGUUCCAGCCUGUCGCACACUUGACUGUGUCUCUUUCUUCGCAAAAACGCUCACUGACGCAAGAAACGUGUGGCUCGUGUCUAAGGGAUUUGAUCCCAAAGACCCAUACGCACGAAGCUCACCACCAUUGGCUGCCUUGACUAACAGAUCUCUCUUGCACAAAGAAGGCACCUAUACUUUCUCAGUUCCUCCUCGUGACCUACUGAACGAUGUUCUCUCUUCUCCAUAUAUCAAACAAUUUGAAAAGACCUAUUCACUACUUCGAAGUCUGCCUCAUGCUGAAGAAGUCACAUUCGACUGGGAUUCUUAUCUUGCCGCCUCAGACCUCGUGUACAAAGGUGCCUUUAUUGCAGAGCGAACCGCCGCUUUGGAUGAGUUUUUAAAACAUGCAGAGAAGAAACCAUCACUUCUUCCUGUAACAGCCAAAGUCCUCGAGUCAGGCUCUUCCAUAUCCGCAUCCAAGGCAUUCACCGACCUCUACGAAGCACAACGGUUAUCAAGACUUGUGGAAGGUGAAUUCGAGAAAUGUGAUAUUCUCAUUCUACCUACUGCACCGAAUCAUCCAACAAUCAAGGAAGUGCAAGAGGAUCCUUUUGAGCUCAAUUUGAAACUAGGCAUUUUUGCAAGUGCUGUCAACGUUCUGGAUCUGGCGGCUGUUGCUAUACCAGCGGGCUUCAUUGAUGGUCUACCAUUUGGUAUAUCAAUUGUAGGACCUGCUUUCCGAGAAGGAUUUAUCUUAGAAGUUGCAGAGAGGAUCCAAGCACGGAUGGAAUGUGAUUUCUAAGGAACUGAGACAAGUAUCCUCUUAGAAAUGCAGAGCUCGGAGCAAUCAAGGUCCUUGGUGGGAGAUGUAUUCCUAUUAGGUGGAUUUACAUGGAGGGCGCGGGACUUCCGCGGACCAGAUGAACUAGUCUCCCAUUGCGACUUGUGGAAGUCGCAAUAGGAAAAAUGCUCAUUACUUCUCAAGGCGAAGGGAAGCAAACAGUAUACCGAACUUUCAGGCAAAUAGCCAAUUGUUUGUUUGACGCUAGAUCUAGCGGAAGGCUGACU